Molecule: messenger RNA, 968 nt
Organism: Oncorhynchus mykiss (rainbow trout)
Lineage: Eukaryota; Metazoa; Chordata; Actinopteri; Salmoniformes; Salmonidae
Source: RefSeq, a predicted model, not a curated record
ACAAAGAGGGAGGGGAUUCUUCCAGCAGCUUCUAUCACUGCGCAGAAGAAUAAGAUGCUCAGAGCAUCACAACUCACCCCUGCACAAAGGGAGUUGAUCCUCCUGAUGACCAGUGUCACUGCGCAGAGAAAGGGAAUCUUCCCAAAGGCCAGCGUCCCUGCGCACAGGGAGUGGAUCGUCCCAAAGGCUAGUGUCCCUGCAGAGAGGGAGGAGAUCCUCCUCACAGCCAGUGUCCCUGUGAAGAAUGAAAACAAUCAUCCACAACCACCUCCCAUCAUCCCCAUGGUGGCACCACUGUGGAAAUGGGAUGGUGGAGCGUGUAUUCCACCUGUGGAUUUCUAUUCCAAGAGAAGAGAUGUCCGACUUAGAUAUGUUGAGCAUCCUGCUAUGAUGUCCAUCACCAAGCCGGAACACUCCGAUGCCAACCCUCUGUUCCAGACUGGCACCCGGCCGGUGGCUGAGCCCCAGACCCCUGCUGUUCACAAUAACAGUGGAGGCUGGCUCAGCUGGGUCUUUGGGAGUGGAAGAGCUAAUAAGAAGGAGGUUCAUCUACCUGAGGACAAAGACAGAUCUAUUGUCUGGGAUCCAACUCUGCACAGAUGGGUUAACAAAACUGAGCCCAAGGCUGAGAACAAGUGUGUACCACCACCUCCACCGAUGGGGACAUAUGGAUAUCAGGGGAACACUGGCAGUGUCCCCAAAGGAGUGAAUCCUUACUCUAUGAAAGCAGCAGGUCUAUGGGGCAGCAGAUACCCUACAAUGCAUUUCAAUGAUGGGACAAACUCAAAGCCUCCAAGCCAUGGGCCUGGACUGCUUACUAGACAGCUCUCUGGCUUGCUCCCUCCUUCACACUUUGACCUCAUGGCACCAAUGGUUGUGCCACCUGACACUCUACCUUACUGAGGCCAAUUAACCAGAGUGGAUUUGCCAAACAUAAAUUUUUUCAGUGUUAAAAAACUUCAGCAUGA